Teleopsis dalmanni is the source of this 3135-nucleotide messenger RNA. RefSeq lists its product as uncharacterized. The transcript is spliced from 3 exons. The coding region runs from base 1 to 3135 and encodes 1044 amino acids. NCBI's taxonomy places the organism in Eukaryota, Metazoa, Arthropoda, Insecta, Diptera, Diopsidae. The record is from RefSeq and is a predicted model, not a curated record.
AUGAAUACCGAUAAUGAUAACAAUCCAACCAGCAAUGCAAGCAAUAAUGCAGGUAAUACGGCUAAUAAUGCAGUCAAUUCAAGUAAUAAUUCUGCUAUUAAUUUAAAUAAUUUAAAGCAGCAGCGAUCAACAGUGAAAAGGAACAUGACCUCGAUUCGAUCUAAAAUAGAGAAGGAGAAGGACGAAGUAGAUCCAACAAUUCUGGAAUGUCGACUACAAAUUCUAGAAUCUCAUUUCAAACAAUUAUGCCAUAUUCAAUCACAAAUCGAACAAUUAAAUCCAGAAGACAAUGCCAGAGCUGAUUUUGAAGAGCUAUUUGUUGUUUCAAAGGCGAAAAUACUUAAUUUGCUUAAAGAAACUCGAAGUAAUACUUCAUUUGAAAACAGUGUGAUGAAUACAACAUCCAAUUUCAGUGUUGCCCACAAUUCUCGUUUACCAUUUUUAAAAUUGCCAAAAUUUGACGGAAAAUAUGCCAACUACAAUCGAUUUAUCGCAGCAUUUAAGCAUUUGGUGCACAAUGACCCAACCUUAUCUGAUGUCGAUAAAUUCAAUUAUUUAUUAUCAUGUCUUACAGGCCCUGCACUUGCAGUCAUCGAAGCCUUUCAAAUUACAGCAGAAAAUUAUCCAAAGGCUAUGGCACGAUUGAAAGAACGUUUCGAUAAUAAGGUAUUAAUAUUCUUAGACCACAUUACUGAACUCUUUAAUAUUCCAGGAAUGAUUAAAGCUGAUCCGGCUUCUCUACGUAAACUAAUUGAUACUGUUGCAGCAUUAAGAUCAUCGUUGCUUUCAUUGGGCUCAGAAGUAGAAGUUAUGAAUGCUAUUAUAAUUUAUAUAGUCCUAAGUAAAGUUGAUGCAGAAACAAAAUUUGCACAUGACGAAAAGCAAGAAUUUGAAAAAAUGCCUUCUUGGGACGAAUGUUAUAAGAUGUUAAGUCGGCGUUGUCAAUUUCUUGAAGGACGAGCUACGUCCAUUAACGCUUCCGAAAAUAAAUCACGAAAUAAUUUUAAUACUGUACCAAGAAGAAUAUUACAAACGCAUCUCAGUGUCAAAUCUGGUUGUGAAUUUUGCAAGGCAGCUGGCCACUUUUUAGGAAAAUGCCCUUCGUUUUUAGCAACGCCAGUUUCUCAGCGCUUUGACUUUGUUAAGAAAGCAGGCUGCUGCAUAAAUUGUUUGACAAAAGGGCACUCCGUUACAAAAUGUAAAUCCGAAUCACGUUGCAGAAUUUGUCGUUCAUCACAUCAUACUCAUUUACACAAAUUUACAAAUACUUUGAUUAAUUCAUCAAUUAGUUGUCCAAGUAUCGCAAUUCAAGAGCAAGGACAGCUACAACAACCUAACAGCGCUGUAACAUCAUUAUUAAUUCAGUCUUCAAAAAGAGCAAUUAUUCCUACUGUUUUGGUAUUUGUGAUGGACAAGUUUGGGCUUAAGCAUCCAGUGCGCGCACUUUUAGAUUCCUGUUCCGAAUUAAACUUUAUUACAGAGGAAACAGCCAAAAUAUUGCAUUUAAAAUGGCAAUACUCUACUCAAGAAGUCUUUGGUAUUUCCAAUUUGAAAACACUUUUCAAUUAUAAUGUAUAUGCAACUGCGCAUUCUCGCACGUCCGAUUUUGAAUGGUCUUCUCAGUUUACAAUUACGAAAUCUAUUUCCUCCGUAAAUCAUAGAGCCUACAUUAAUGUAACAAAAUUUCAAAUUCCUACUAAUAUUCAAUUAGCGGAUCCAUUAUUCGAUAGACCUUGUCAAGUGGACAUGCUGAUUGGUGCAGAAAUCUUCUUUGAUUUAUUACUUGAGGGCAAAAUUUCGUUAGGCAAAGACAUGCCAUAUUUAAUUAACACUGUUUUCGGUUGGGUAGCAGGAGGCACGCAUAGUACAGACUUAUGUUCUAAAUCAUUUGAAUGCAACUUUACUCAAAAAUCACACAAUGAAGAUACAUUUCUUGAACGAUUUUGGGAAUUAGAAGAAUACAAAAUAAGCUCCCCGCAACUCAGCGCAGAGGAGAAAAAUUGCGAACAGCACUACAUCAAAACAGUAACAAUCAGCGAAAAUGGGCGAGUUCAAGUAAGAUUACCUUUUAAAGUCAACCCCGAUGUUUUAGGAAAAUCAUUUCAUCUAGCUAAACAACGUUUUCUUUCACUGGAACAUAGGUUGCAACGAGAUCAAGUUCUAUACAAAAUGUACUCAGAGUUCAUGAAUGAAUAUGUAUCAUUAGGGCAUAUGUCUAAUAUAAAAGCAGUAGAUUUCUCGAAGCCACACUAUUUCAUACCACACCACUGCGUUUUAAGGCCUCAAAGUCUCACAACAAAGCUUCGAGUCGUGUUUGAUGCUUCAGCAAAGACUUGCUCUAAGUAUUCUCUAAACGACACACUUAUGGUUGGACCGACUAUUCAACAAAAUUUAAUAACUACGCUCAUGGCAUUUCGAUUACAUAAGUAUGCAUUGACAGCGGACAUUGCAAAAAUGUACCGCCAAUUUUUGAUGGACAAACGUGAUAGAUGGUUUCAGUUAGUGUUGUGGCGAGAUAAUCCUCACGCUGAAUUACAGAUUUUUCAAUUAAAUACAGUGACGUAUGGAACAUCAUCCGCUCCGUUUCUGGCUAUUCGAUCGCUCUUUCACAUUGCAGACAUGCAUAUUCAUAAAUUUCCAAUUGGUGCUUCUACGUUAAAAACAGAUCUCUAUGUUGAUGAUCUUCUCACCGGCGCUAAUACUAUUACUGAACUACUAAACAAAAAAAUAGAAAUUACAAAUUUACUAUCAAAGGCUGGAUUACAACUCGCAAAAUGGAGUUCUAAUUGCGACAAAGUAGUGUCGAGCAGUGAUGAAAGUUUCAAUAUCAAAUCUAGCGCAGAUCCCAUCACGAAGGCAUUAGGCAUGGUUUGGAAACCAAAAACAAAUCGUACAUCAGAAAUUCAAGAAAUGACCAAAAACAUCAAAUGGCAUCACGUACCAUCUAAAGACAAUCCUGCAGACAUUGUUUCUCGCGGUAGUAAUGCUGAAGAAUUACCUAAAACAAUAUGGUUCAGCGGACCUGCAUUUUUGUAUUUACAUACAGAUAAAUGGCCGUCACGUAAAAUUGAAUUUUACGUAUAUGUACUUAUAUUUUUCGAAUUUUUAACAAAGAAUGCCCUGACAAACAAUUAA